This is a messenger RNA of Melozone crissalis (California towhee), 1474 nucleotides long. RefSeq names its product Fas cell surface death receptor (gene FAS). Gene Ontology annotation, molecular function: protein binding; tumor necrosis factor receptor activity. Gene Ontology annotation, biological process: motor neuron apoptotic process; activation-induced cell death of T cells; immune response. Gene Ontology annotation, cellular component: external side of plasma membrane; membrane raft; CD95 death-inducing signaling complex. The coding region runs from base 21 to 1118 and encodes 365 amino acids. The transcript has 9 exons. The record is from RefSeq and is a predicted model, not a curated record. Lineage: Eukaryota; Metazoa; Chordata; Aves; Passeriformes; Passerellidae.
GAGUGCCGGGCAGCGGCGGCAUGGGGACAGUGCGGGACGGCGGCGGCGUGGCCCGAGGGUUCCUUGCCCUGCUCCUCGUGGCUCUCCUAGUUAUUGAAACACAGUGCAAAAAUGACACUGAACCCCUAAUAACAUCCAAUAGGAGAAUCAUUUCCAAGAGGGAAGCUUACUGCCAGGAGGAUGAAUACAAUUUAGAUAAUCAGUGUUGCAAGAAAUGUAGAAGUGGUUUUGUUAAAAAUGUCUCCUGCCCAACAGAUGUUACCAAACACUGUGCUCCAUGUCAGAAAGGAAAGGAAUUCAUAGAUCACCCCAAUGACUUAGACAAGUGUCGGAGAUGCAAAAUGUGUGACAGCCACUUUGGGCUGGAGGUUGUGAAGAACUGUACCCCAGAAGAGGACACGCAGUGUGCCUGUGUAAAGAACCAUUUCUGCAGUUCUACAGGAUGUGACACUUGCACUCCAUGUACCAUAUGUGAAAGCGGUGUAAUUGAAGAGCAAUGUACUGCAGCUUCAGACACUGUGUGUGGAACCAAAGCAACGCUGUGGUUGAUCAUUGCUGGGGUACUACUACUACUAUCAAUAAUAGCUGGAGCGAUAGUCUGGUACAAGAGAAGAAAACAGAAGGAUCUUAAAAUCAAUGAUCCAGGUAAUGGAGUUUACAAAGGAGACCAUGUGGAUAUACCUCUUAUAGUUGAAGAUGUUGACCUGAACAAAUACAUUCCUGGUAUUGUGGCAGAGAUGACACUCACAGAAGUCAAGACAUUUGUUCGUCACCGUGGUGUGUCAGAACCUGCCAUAGACCAAAGCAUUCACGAUUUUCCUGGUGAUUCAUCUGAACAGAAGAUUAGGCUGUUACAAGUCUGGUAUCAAAGUCAUGGGAUGAAGGGAGCCUAUGAAACCUUAAUAAGGAGCCUGAGAGAGUUAAAAAUGUGUGCUGUAGCUGAUAAAAUUGAGAAAAAACUGAAGGCAGCUAUUUCCAGCUCUCAGGAAGGGGGGCAGUCUUGCAAUCCUGACACUGAGCAAAGCACUCAGGAGGGUGGAAACUCUUCCAGUGAGAGUGCUGAGCUAAGUAAAGCCUCUACUGCUAGUUUGGAAGAGACCUUGCACAGAGUAACUUGAAAUUUAUUUCUGAAUUAGUAUUUCUCUAAUAUAAAUAGCAAAGUUUUAAAAUGACAUUUUCAUUGGCAGUUCUGAUUGAACUCAAGUAAGUUAUUACAUGUAAAAGGAAUAAUUGCAAAUUUUGCAGCAAUAUCUUUCCUUUAAAAAAAGUUCUAGCCUUUUUUCGUUGUUAAGGACUUCAAGAAGUUUUAUGACUUGUUUACUAAAAGGUGCAAUAUAAGACUCCAGCUAUAGGAGUCAUUAUAAGAGGAAAGAAGUUAUAAUUUGAAGAAAAGGAAUUGUUUAAAUGCAUGGUCCUGCAUUAUUUAAUCAAUGUAACAUUCUACAUACAUUAAAAAUGCAGGCUGUUCCUUUUU